AGAUAAAAUAUAAAGAGACUGGACUGAGCGGAGGAAUAAAAGCUGAACACAGAGAAAAUAAAAGAGGAGAGAAAAGAGGAAAGAGAGAGAGAGAGAGAGAGAGAGAGAGAGAGAGAGAGAGAGAGAGAGAGGAGGGUUGAGUCUCUGGUCUGUAGACAACAGAGGGAAACACAAGAGGAGUCUCCACAAGUUGUGCUGGUGAUUUUCCUCGGAGGCCAACGAGAAGAGAAGAGAGUUAAAGAGGCCUUCCUCCCCCCUUCCCUGUUCUCCCCCCUCUGCACCCUCCUCUGAAUGAUUGAAGCCAUGCCCAUCGUGUCUACAAGCAAAGGGCUGCAUGAGACCCUGGCCCUGCUCACCUCUCAGCUCCACCCGGGCGCCAAACACAAAGAUGACCUCCACUUCCUCAAAGACGUCUUCAGUGAGAAGAGCCUCGGUUACCUCAUGACGAUCCAUGAAAAACUGAAGCUCUACGAGAAACAGAACCCCACUCCAGUCCUGCACAGCGCCUCCUGUCUGGCAGAGGACGUGGCUGAGGAGCUCCAGAACGGCCCCCUGGAGGAGGACGAGAGGGAGCUGCUUCUCCUGCUGAGCACGCCUCACCUCAAGGCCAUGCUGUCAGCUCACGACACGGUGGCCCAGAAGAACUUUGACCCGGUGCUGCCGCCGCUGCCGGAGGAUCUGGAUGAUGACCUGGAUGAGGAGUCGGUGAAGAUCGUCCGGCUGGUGAAGAACAAGGAGCCUCUGGGAGCGACGAUUCGGAGAGACGAUGCGACGGGGGCCGUGAUCGUGGCCAGAAUCAUGAGGGGAGGAGCAGCCGACCGCAGCGGUCUGGUGCACGUCGGGGACGAGCUUCGCGAGGUCAACGGGAACCUGAUAACCCACAAGAGGCCGGAUGAAAUAAGUCAGAUUCUGUCGCAGUCACAAGGCUCCAUCACGCUCAAAAUCAUCCCAGCUGUUGCAGAGGAAGACGAACUGAGGGAAAGCAGGGUCUACCUUCGGGCUCUGUUUGACUACACUCCCUUCGAGGACAGGGCCACACCGUGUCAAGAGGCAGGACUUCCUUUUCAGAGGGGAGACAUUCUUCAGGUGGUGAGCCACGAGGACGCCACCUGGUGGCAGGCCAAGAGAGUGGGCGACUGUAACCUGCGUGCCGCCCUCAUCCCCUCCUCACAGUUCCAGGAGAGGCGUCUCAGAUACAGAAUGAAAAUGGGUUCCUUUCCGUCUCCUGUGUCCCUGAAACCUUCGACAUAUGAUCGUACUGACAGAGAAGACUGUGGCAGUGAGGGUUCUCUGAAUGGAAAGGAAAUAGUCUCUCCCAAGAGUAAGGCCGCCCCUGCCCUCUGUGGCCAGGCUUUCUCAUGGGAUUUUUACUCAGCCAGCCUGCGCAGGAGCCUCCGCCACCGGAAAGAGCGCCAUGGAUCCGCCAGUGAAGCUCACACUCCAGAGGCCAAUCACACCGAUUUCCUGAUUUAUGAAGAAGUGACACAAUACCUGCCCCGCCCCGGUGACAGGCCGCGCCUCAUAGUACUGAUAGGUUCCCUGGGAGCUCGGCUCUCCGAACUCAAACAGAAGGUGAUAGCUGAGAAUCCUCGACGCUACGGUCUGGCCGUGCCUCACACCACUCGAGCCAGGAAGGGUCACGAGAGAGAAGGAGUGGAGUACCACUUCAAUUCGAAAGCAGCGUUCGAGGCCGACAUCCAGAGCGGCAAGUUUAUUGAAUACGGGGAGUACAAAGAUAAUUUGUACGGCACCAGUUUGGAAUCCAUCCAUAGAGUUUUGGAUCAAAACAAAGUCUGUUUGGUGGACGUGCAACCAGAGGCCCUGAAGACUCUCCGUGCUGCUGACUUCAAACCGUACGUAGUCUUUGUGCGACCUCGCGUCCAUGACAGUCAAAGGAAACCGCUCGGCUCCUGUUCCUCUCUCAGCUUGGGCUUAACGGACGAUAAACAGGAAUUAAAGCAGUCGGCGGAGGAGAUGGAAGAGAGCUACGGCCAUUGGAUGGACUAUGUUUUGGUGAAAGAGGACCCAGUCAGUGCCUUAGCAGAGCUCCAGGUCGUACUGGAGAGGGUGCAGAUGGAGCCUCAGUGGGUGCCUGUGUCCUGGGUCAGGAGCUAGUCUGCUCAGCUACGGCCGGCUGCUUCAUAUUCAAACCGUGAAACACUGCGAGUUUGGAAAACUGCCUGAGGAUCAGAGUGCUGCAGCGAUCCAGCGUCUGCUGCCAUAACCAUUCCACAGAUACAGGUUAAUGAGCUGAGUCAUAACCGAACAUCAGCGAUCUCUGAAAGCUGUUUUCUUUCAUCAGUAUGAACAUCUUGUGGUUUUGAUUAGAUUGAUCACUGCAGGUACAGUGCAGGUGAAUAUACUGUAUAUCUAUGUUGUACAGUGGCAGUAGAUCAGCUCCGACAGGCAGGAAGCACAUGCAUGCAGGACAAAGUUCCUAAAGCAAGAAUCUGCUGUUGUGUGUUCCAAGACCCAAAACGUCUAUUGUAGCAGCUAUAAUGUGAAGUGCCAUAUUGAACACGUUGAACUGUGCUGUUACCUGAUGUGACUGAAUUAAACAAGUUUG
Messenger RNA from Platichthys flesus (European flounder), 2566 nucleotides. RefSeq names its product MAGUK p55 scaffold protein 3b (gene mpp3b). Lineage: Eukaryota; Metazoa; Chordata; Actinopteri; Pleuronectiformes; Pleuronectidae. Gene Ontology annotation, molecular function: protein binding. The record is from RefSeq and is a predicted model, not a curated record. Bases 292 to 2115 code for a protein of 607 amino acids. The transcript is spliced from 20 exons. Gene Ontology annotation, cellular component: plasma membrane; cell-cell junction.